CCGGGCCGCCGGCGCUGCCGCCCGGAAGGACGCGGCGUUCGCGGGCCCCGUGACCGCGGUGGAGCCGCCAUGGCGGGGGACAGCCCCAGCGCUCUCCCGGUGCAGCUGGUGGAGCAGCCCAGGCCCUGGAGCAGCGCUGGCCUGGCCCGUCCCAUGGAGCUGCGCUCGGUGUGUGCAGUCAGCACGCACACAGACGAACCUCUGUGCCUGCCUUAGCGCUGCGCUGCGGGCACUUCUUAAAACACCGGCUACUUCAUACGAUUGCACCGCAAAUCCCGCGGAAACGACAAGUCCGGCAUUUCCAGACUUGGAAGUGUGAAGUUGUGAGGAGUGCCUCUUUGCUUUAAGGCUCCUGACAAUUUUCUUCUCGAUAUUGCAGAAACUGAAGGAGAUGUUUAUAUCCAAGUUUGGAUCAGCUCCCAAGUUUUAUGCUCGUGCACCAGGACGAGUCAACUUAAUAGGAGAACACAUAGAUUAUUGUGGCUAUGCUGUGCUCCCAAUGGCUAUAGAACAAGAUAUCCUGAUUGCAGUAGAACCUGUGCAAACUCAAGUUGUGCAACUGGCAAAUACCAAUUCUUCGUACUUGGAUUUCAGUACUAGUGUUAAUAACAUUCAGAUUAACAAAACCAAACCUCAGUGGCAUAACUACUUCCUGUGUGGACUGAAGGGUAUUCAGGAACAUUUUGGUCUCAAUAACCCAACUGGAAUGAAUUGUCUGCUAGAUGGAACCAUCCCUCCAAGUUCUGGUCUCUCUAGCUCCAGUGCUUUGGUGUGCUGUGCAGGACUCGUGACACUCAGAGCUAAUGGAAAAACCCUCUCUAAGGUGGAACUCGCAGAAAUUUGCACAAAGAGCGAACGUUACAUUGGCACAGAAGGCGGAGGGAUGGACCAGUCAAUCUCUUUUCUGGCAGAAGAAGGAACUGCCAAGUUGAUAGAGUUCAGUCCACUGAGGGCAACUGAUGUUAGACUUCCAAGUGGAGCAACGUUUGUUAUUGCUAACAGUUGUGUUGAAAUGAAUAAAGCAGCAACUUCUCAUUACAAUAUUAGGGUAAUGGAGUGUCGGCUGGCUACAAAGCUUCUCUCAAAGUCAAAAGGCUUGGAGUGGAGAAAAAUGUUGAGACUCCAUGAUGUGCAAACCAAGCUAGGAGUUAGCCUAGAGGAAAUGCUGACCAUUGUGGAGGAGGUAUUACAUCCUGAGCCUUACAGCGCAGAGGAAAUUUGUAAAUGCCUGGGAAUUAGCCUGGAGGAGCUCCACUCUCAGAUCCUUAGUCAAAACAUGCAAGAUGUUUCCACCUUUAAGUUACACCAGCGUGCAAAGCACGUGUACAGUGAGGCUGCCAGAGUGCUGGAAUUUCAGAAGAUUUGCAGUGAAGCACCUGCCAACGCACUCCAGCUGCUGGGAGAAUUAAUGAAGCAGAGCCAUAUCAGCUGCAGGGAGAUGUAUGAGUGCAGCUGUCCUGAACUGGACCGCCUGGUCGACAUCUGCCUGCAAUUUGGGGCCAUUGGGUCACGUCUGACUGGAGCUGGAUGGGGUGGCUGCACUGUGUCAAUGGUGCCUACUGACAAGCUGAACACUUUCCUAAAAAAUGUAAAAAAAGCUUAUUACCAAACGGAUGGCCAAAGGUUAGCAGUGGAGAAUAACAGUCUGUUUGCUACCAAACCUGGAAGAGGAGCUUUGGUUUUUGUUGAGGCCUAAAGAACAUAAAAGUUUUAAAGAAACUAUGCAGAGCAUGUAGAACUGGCAGUACUUCCCAUGCCACAGUACAUGAAUGCUUUUUCUGGUUUGUAUUGUAACGAGCAGUUGCUAUUAUCAAAAUGUAUUUCUGAAGAAGCAAUUAAAAGAAAACACUUUGAUUAUAAAAGUCUUUUCCCCCCCCAUAUUAAAUAUAUCUUUCAGUAUAAAUAUUGAUUUACUAAAACCUAUUGACAGGGCAAAAUGAAAUUGAAAUAAAGAUGAUGAUUUGUUA
This is a messenger RNA of Passer montanus (Eurasian tree sparrow), 1967 nucleotides long. RefSeq names its product galactokinase 2 (gene GALK2). Bases 392 to 1696 code for a protein of 434 amino acids. Gene Ontology annotation, molecular function: ATP binding; galactokinase activity. The record is from RefSeq and is a predicted model, not a curated record. The transcript is spliced from 11 exons. Gene Ontology annotation, cellular component: cytoplasm; cytosol. Gene Ontology annotation, biological process: carbohydrate phosphorylation; galactose metabolic process. NCBI's taxonomy places the organism in Eukaryota, Metazoa, Chordata, Aves, Passeriformes, Passeridae.